Messenger RNA from Naegleria gruberi, 618 nucleotides. RefSeq lists its product as uncharacterized. The record is from RefSeq and is a predicted model, not a curated record. Bases 1 to 618 code for a protein of 205 amino acids. Lineage: Eukaryota; Heterolobosea; Eutetramitea; Acrasida; Naegleriidae. The transcript has a single exon.
AUGCCAACACCAUCACCAAAAACCAAAACUACGGAAUAUGAACCUCUCAUCUAUAGAAUUGUUGCCUUCCUUCAGGUAAUUCUGAGUUUGUUCUUCAACUUGACCUUAAUUUGCUUAAUUCCGUUCAUGAUUGUUGCCAAUCACAGAACCAAUCAGACCAAUACAGAACAAUUAGUAGUCUUGGGUAUAUGUUUAAUCAUUUUAACGCUCAUGUCCAUGGCAAAGAAUGUGGGCACAGCUUUGGCUUCAUGGAAAGGAACCUUCAUGGCCAUUCAGGAAGGAUUACAGAAUCACAUUACUCAACAAAAUCUCAGAACGAAACGAUUUGCCAUGAUUGGCUGUGGAUGUGCCAUUGCUCACAUGAUACUUGGCCUCAUUCUUUCCUAUUUAGGAACUGUCUUUAUUGUCAUGCUUGUGGAUAAUUUGGAUGAUAGAGAAUUCGAUUGGGGAGUUGAUAGUUUGGAAUUUGAUAAUCCUUUUGCUUUUGUUGUGGCCAUUGUCCAUUUAAUUUUCAAUAUUGCCGCAUUUGGAGUAUCAGUGUGGAAUCUCAUUUUGGUAACUCGUGAAAUUGCCCACUAUCACAAUGUCAAACCAAGUGGUGAAGAAGAAUCCCAUUAA